GUCCGCAUUCUCUUAGUCAUCCCCUGUACUGUCUGCAGUGUCUGGUCAUCCCCUAUACUGUCCGCAGUCUCUGGUCAUCCCCUAUACUGUCCGCAGUCUCUGGUCAUCUCCUGCACUGUCCGCAGUCUCUGGUCAUCUCCUGCACUGUCCGCAGUCUCUGUCUCUGGUCAUUUUCUGCACCGUGUCCGCAGUCUCUGGUCAUUUCCUGCACCGUGUUUGCAGUCUCUGGUCAUCCCCUGUACUGUCCGCUGUCUCUGGUCAUCUCCUGUACUAUGUCUGCAGUCUCUUGGUCAUCCCCUGUACUGUCCGCAGUCUCUGGUCAUCCCCUGUACUGUCCGCAGUCUCUGGUCAUCCACUGCAUUGUCUGCAGUCUCUGGUCAUCCCCUGCACUGUCCGCAGUCUCUGGUCAUCCCCUGUACUGUCCACAGUCUCUGGUCAUCCCCUGCACUGUCCGCAGUCGCUUGGUUAUCCCCUGUACUUUCCGCAGUCUCCGGUUAUCCCCUGUACUGUCCACAGUCUCUGGUCAUCUCCUGUACUGUCCGCAGUCUCUGGUCAUCUCCUGUACUGUCCACAGUCUCUGGUCAUCCCCUG
Messenger RNA from Staurois parvus, 591 nucleotides. Lineage: Eukaryota; Metazoa; Chordata; Amphibia; Anura; Ranidae. The record is from the annotation of a GenBank genome assembly.